Brassica napus (rape) is the source of this 1326-nucleotide messenger RNA. RefSeq lists its product as uncharacterized. The record is from RefSeq and is a predicted model, not a curated record. Lineage: Eukaryota; Viridiplantae; Streptophyta; Magnoliopsida; Brassicales; Brassicaceae. The transcript is spliced from 2 exons. Bases 1 to 1326 code for a protein of 441 amino acids.
AUGGAAAAGCCGACCAUGUACCUGGGAGGGGUAACAGAAGACAUCCAGAUGGAGCUGGAGAAUAAAUUUCAUUUCAAAACAGAUAAACUUCCGGUGCACUACUUGGGCUUACCACUAACCACCAAAAGUAUGAAUACUACUGAUUACCAGCCUCUCAUCGAGACAAUAAGAACGCGAAUAGGAUCCUGGAAAAACCAGUACUUAUCUUAUGCCGGUAGACUUGAGCUUCUUGGCUCAGUUAUAUGGAACAUCUCCAGUGUCUGGUUAUCAGCUUUUCGUCUACCGAAGGCGUGUAUUCGAGAAAUCGACAAGAUCUGUUCGGUCUUCCUAUGGUCAGGUAGUGAUCUUAACCCUCGGAAAGCAAAGUUGUGUUGGGAAGAGGUUUGUCGCCCUAGAGAAGAAGGUGGGCUUGGUCUCCGUUCAUUAAAAGAUAUGAACAAUGUUACCGUCCUAAAGCUCUUUGGAGUUCGAGGGCUGGCUCCGGAGUUCUGUAAAGUUGAAGUUUAUAAUGGGAAAGGGGCAUCUUUCUGGUACGACCAGUGGUCUCCUUUAGGCUGCUUGAUGGAUAUGUUGGGAACAAGGGGUCAGAUCUAUACGAGAAUACGACAACAUGAUACGGUGCAUACUGCGAGGACAAAACGUAGAAGAAGAGUCCACCGCUCAGCGGGUCUGAUUCAAAUUGAGAACCAGCUCCAGUCUUUAUCUCGUUCUGAAGAGGAGGAUGUUGUCCUUUGGAAAGGGAAACAAGAUAUUUACAAAGAUCAGUUUCUUACUUCAGAAACUUGGAAUCACAUCAGAACUAAAAAAGAAAAAGUCUCUUGGCACAGAGGAAUCUGGUUCACUCAUGCUACGCCAAAGCACAGGUUCUGUACUUGGCUAGCUAUUCGUAAUUGGCUCACUAUGGGAGAUAAGAUGGUCACCUGGAACGCUGGGAUUGAUGGAACAUGUGUUCUAUGUAUGCAGCAGCUGGAAACGAGAAACCAUCUAUUUUUCGGCUGCGAUUACUCCUCAUCACUAUGGUACAAGCUGAUGAAUGUUUUUAUGGGUAAUGGUUACUCAGAAGAGUGGAUUGAUGUCGUGCUCUUCAUACAGAAACCAAACCUGGAUCGAACCAGGAGCUUCCUUGUUCGUUACGUUUUUCAAUCUACAAUCUACAUGAUUUGGCAUGAGAGAAACUGCCGCAGGCAUGAUGAGAGGCCGCGAUCUCCUGAAGUUCUCUUUGCCAUGAUUGACAGACUGGUCAAGAACAGAAUUAUGUCCAUUAGAGCACAAGACAUGAGACUUGAUUGUGCUUUCCAACUUUGGAUUGGAGCUGUACAAGCUUGA